AUGGAAUCCGAGAAGCCAGUGCUGGCGUAUCGCUUAUCAGCCAGAGGGGCAUGCAAGAUGCCCAUGACGAUGAUGGGAUGUGACUCUGCUGAUACCUCACAAAUCUCGACAGCCACGCUCCUCUGACUGUCGCCAGCCCCUCCUCCAUUACGCUUUUCCACACAUAUCGCUGCUCGUUACUCCGGCAGCCAUGGCCCCACGCAAGCGAUCACGAAGGGCACCAGGCCUGGAAGACGACGAAGAUAUUACCGACGUUGUUGAGGCCCAGGCAUCAUUAACGAACGAUACACAGCCGAGAAAAAAAGUGCGGUAUUCGGCGGAAGCUUCAGGCAGCAGAGCAGCAGGUGCAGAACAAGACGAUGUCUCAUCGAGCUCUGGGUCCGACAGUGAAAAUGAGAAUGGCGACGAUGACGACGAUAACGACCUCCCCGCGUCCCCUCCCCAGACUCAGUACGAACUGAUGAGAGACAAUGGCUUCCGACAUCUCGAGAACACCGACUGGGACGACCAGCAAGCUACGCAAAAACUGAAGCGCCGCACCACGACGCAAACAUUUGAUAACAUGGUUGCUGAGAGCGGAAUCAUCGAAAGCAUUACAUGUUUCAACUUCAUGUGCCACGAGCGAUUGCAUGUGGAGCUUGGCCCUCUGAUCAACUUCAUCGUUGGAGAGAACGGCAGUGGCAAGAGUGCUGUUUUAACGGCCCUGACCCUGUGUUUUGGAGGCAAGGCUAGUGAUACCAACAGAGGUGGUAGCUUAAAGUCGUUUGUUAAAGAGGGGCGUGAACAUGGAAGUCUUGUUGUCAAGAUCAAGAACGCUGGAUCCGAUGCCUACCAGCCCGAUACAUACGGUUCAUCAAUCACCAUUGAGCGCCACUUUACCAAAUCAGGCGCCAGUGGCUUCAAGAUCAAGAACGAUCAAGGCAAAGUUGUCUCAACCAAGAAGCAGGAAGUUGAGGAAAUAUCCGAAUGGUAUGCCCUGCAGAUAGGGAAUCCUCUCACGGUUCUCUCUCAGGAUAAUGCGAGACAAUUUCUGAAUGCCGCCAGCCCGGCACAGAAGUAUAAGUACUUUGUUUCUGGCGUCCAACUCGAGCAACUGGACAAUGAUUAUAAAAUGUCUCAGGAUACGUUAGAUAAGACUCUUAUUCUCCGCGAUGAUCUUGACGAGAAGAUAGAUGUUGUCAAGAAGGAGAUGGACGAUGCUCAGAGGCUUGCCGAAAUAGCCCAGAAGAAUCAAGGUCUUCGUGAGAAAGCAAGGCACUAUAGGAACCAGCUUGUCUGGUCCCAAGUAGUCGAGCGAGAGAGAGAAUUAGAACAGCGUAACGCUGAUUUGGCCAGGCGAGAUGAACAACUCAUUGCUUUGGAAAGGGACACCGUGAAGAUGUCAGGCAAACUUGAUGAAGCUGACGAGAAGCUAGCUCGUGCUCAAGAAGCCCGAGAAGCUCUCAACAGUGAAGAAGAGACUUUCGAAGAGAAAAUGGUGGCGGCAGAGACCGCAUGGAAUGAUGCCAAGAGAAAACAGACAGAACUGCAGCGUGAAGAGCGAGAUGCUCAUAUGCGACUCAAAACCCUGCGGACAGACAUACAAUCAUGUGAAAACAAGAUCAAAGAGGAAGAAAACCGUUUGGACGGAUCGACCGGCUCAGCGCGGGCCCAGAAAGAUCAAGAGCUUUCCGAGGCACAAGCGCAAGAGAAAAAUAUAAAUGAGCAGAUUGCUGAAGCCAAGGCUAAGACGCCGGCUUUCUAUCAAAAGAUUGAGCAAGCCAAAGAAACGUCUCGCAAUGCAGAUCGUAUUGUGCAAGACAAACGUAAGGAGGUGGUUAUAGCGCAAAAGGGCGUCAAGGAUCUAGAGCAAAGUAGCGGUUCAGCAUUUGAUGGAUACGACCAAGACCUUGUUAAUCUCGCCAAACAAAUUGAGAAGGAUAGCGGUUUUGAAAGCAAACCGCUGGGCCCCCUUGGCACUCACAUCACCCUCCGAAAGCCAGAGUGGUCUGGCCUUCUCGAGAAGACCCUCGGCGAGACUUUGAACGCAUUUGUUGUGAAGAGCAAAAGAGAUCACUCAAGAUUAUCAAAUAUCAUCCAGCGGUUGGGUUUGAGAAGGCAGCCACCCAUCUAUAUUGCUUAUGGGAGCUCAAUUGAUACUAGGGCUCAGGAGCCAGAUGCCCAGUUCGAUACCAUUCUCAGAGUGUUAGAAUUCGACAAUGAUCUCAUUCGGACACAACUUGUCAUCAAUCACCAGAUUGAAAAGAUCAUUCUAAUCAAGGAGCGCUUAGAAGCGGAGCGAGUCAUGAUUGAUAACGAUGGUCCCCCUCGAAACGUGACGGCGUGCCUUUGUUUCCAUGACGGCAAAGGGAAGCGUGGUCAUGGCCUAAGAAUUACUAAUCGAUCUGGAAACAUCGGCGCCGCCCCUGUUACGCCAUCUGGCUUGCGGCCUCGUAUGCGCUCAGACUCGGCCGAGCGAUUGCUUGUGCAAAAGGAGAACCUCAGACAGCUAGGUUUGGAGGUAAAGGAACUCAUGGCCGAGGAACGUCAGGCACGUCAGCGACUAAAAGACUAUGAAUCGGAGCUUGCAUCGCACCAGAGUGCAGUCAAGACACUAGAAAGCGAGUAUCGCCGAAUCCAAGCGGAUAUCCAGAGGAUAUCACUCGACCUGGAUGCUUUUGAGGGCGUUGAUGGACGGCUGGUUGCACUACGGGAAGAACGAGAAGCAAAGCGCACCGAAGAGGAACAACUCGGCCUGCAGUAUGGUAACCUGAGACUUGAAAAGCGAGAUCUGAGCCAAAAAGCAGAACUGGCCAAGGCACGUCUCGACGCGGAAAAAGAUGUGCGUAAGGAUCACCAAAGUCGCGUCGCGAAAGCGGACGAUAAGGUCAAGAAGUACGAGGCAAUGCGGAAAAUUCAGCUCGCUGAAAAGAAUGCCGCCUUUGAGAGGCUAGAUAUUGAGCGAAAUGAAAGAAGACGAGCAGAGGCCAGGCGCGAUCAGAAAGUCGCAGAGGUAGCCGAUUUUAUCCAGCAAGCUCAACAAGCAUCACCAAAUCGUGUUCACAUCCCUGAGGAUGAAACGUAUGAAAGUUUGGAGAUAAAAUACCAGAGGGUUUGUGAACAACUUGCGCAGCGAGAAGCUCGGCAAGGGGCCACAGAUCAGCAAAUUUAUGACCGAGCCAUUGAGGCUAAAACGAGAUAUGAUGAUGUUAUGAAGAAGACGAGGGACGUUGAUGAAACCAUCUCAAGCUUGAAGCAAGCAAUCGAGCACCGACUUCACCUGUGGCGACAGUUCCAGAGGCAGAUUAGCGCUCGAAUACGCAUCCAGUUUAGCUACCUUCUCAGCGAGCGUGGAUUCAGAGGCAAGAUAGAUCUCGAUCACAGGGCUAGACGUGUCAACAUCCAGAUUGAGCCCGACAAGACUCGGAAACACUCUUCAGGACGCAACACCAAGACACUGUCCGGAGGUGAGAAGUCGUUCUCAUCGAUUUGUAUGCUUCUUUCUGUAUGGGAAGCCAUUGGUUCACCGAUUCGAUGCUUGGAUGAGUUUGACGUCUUCAUGGACAAUGUGAAUCGAGCAAUCAGUACAAAUAUGCUGGUGGAUGCCGCUCGUCGAUCAGUGUCUCGACAGUAUAUUUUGAUUACGCCGAAUGCCAUUGAAGGCCGAGCCAAACUUGAUAAAGACGUCAAGAUUAUCCGUCUGACUGAUCCCCGCCAACGAACUCUCAUCUAAAAUCACAUCUACUUUUUGUGAACCAGGCGCCGUACUCGAAGGAAAAUUAGCGAGGAGCAUUAACUAGGAGUUUGCGCAUUGAUGCCAGGACGCCAUUCAUUUGUGGGCGGACCAGAAGAAAAUAUACAUAUAGUAGACAAUGGUAUAUACAUAAAGGCUGAUAAUAGUGUACAUGACGUUUUGCGAUUUUUUUUU
This is a messenger RNA of Trichoderma asperellum CBS 433.97, 3907 nucleotides long. RefSeq lists its product as uncharacterized. NCBI's taxonomy places the organism in Eukaryota, Fungi, Ascomycota, Sordariomycetes, Hypocreales, Hypocreaceae. Gene Ontology annotation, biological process: double-strand break repair via homologous recombination. Gene Ontology annotation, molecular function: damaged DNA binding; single-stranded DNA binding. The record is from RefSeq and is a predicted model, not a curated record. Gene Ontology annotation, cellular component: site of double-strand break; nucleus; Smc5-Smc6 complex.